AACUGCGAAAUAUUGCUCCGUCUAUCAUCAGGAACUCCACGGCUAAAUGAGAUAUUUGUUGGGUGAGGAGUGAGGACUGUACGAUGAAAGAUUUCUUCUUACCUCCUACAAACAUAACUUGCUUGUGUGUGGUUUUCAAUCAAUUUUUUUCAAGUUUUUAGUCGAGAGUGGGUUAGAGAUCAUAGUCCAUUUUGAGUAUUUUCCCAUACUCUCCAAUUCUCCACAGUCUUGAUUGAGUCCACCCUCCCCCCAAAAAAUAAAAAUUAUUCUCUCCUCUUUCAUUACCCUUAAGCUAAGUUCAUCCAUUCUUCUGCAACCGCGCAAUUUGUCGUUUUUCUUUACUGGGUUCUUGUUUGCCUGAGAUUUGAGCCUGCAUUCAAAAGGAUGUCUUUUGUUCAGAGUUGUCACAGCUGCCCAACUAGUUUCAUAGACUCGUUGCAGAGCUCACUCUCGAAGUUUCAUGGCAUUCCUAUGCCACUACUUAGGUACAGUUACUCUAGUUCUUUUGGGAGCCGCAAUUACUGCUCAAACCAGAAUUUUAUAUGGUCACUUUCAAUUGAUGAGCAGGGCCUACCAAGGAACUCAAGAUUUCUGCACAGAAAGGAUAAGAUUAGUCAAACAUCAUUGUCUCAGUCAAAUCAAGUUGAUGAGAAUUCUAGUCAAAAAUCAUUGUCUCAGCCAACUAGAACUGAUGGGAAUUCAUCGAGUGCUUGGUUAGAUAAGUGGAAGGAAACCCGUCGAAAGAAUCCUCCAAAACCACCUCGACUGGCAUUGAAUUACAGAAGCAGGGAUAAUAUGCUGAAUUCAUUUAGUUCUAAUGGUCACUCAUCUAGUACCCAUGCAGUUAGCAGUACAAUGGAUAGGAUUGUAGAGAAGCUGAAAAAGUUUGGCUACAUGGAUGAUGCUAAUGAAUAUGAUGAUGACCGAGAAAGGGUAAUUGAGAAAGGGUCAGUUGAGGAUAUAUUCUAUGUCGAAGAAGGGAUGCUUCCUAAUACACAUGGUGGAAUUUCUGAGAAUCUCUCCUUAGGGAUAGAACAAGGAUUUAACGCGGAUGAGGAAGUUCGCUUUCCAUGGGAGAAACCUGUGGCAAAAGUAGAUGAAGCUAAAAAUUCAGUGAAAAUGCGAAGCAGGACUUAUAUGGCUGAGCUUACUCUACCAGAGUCUGAGCUGAGGAGGUUGAGGAAUUUGACUUUGAAAACAAAGCAAAAAUUGAAGAUAGGUGGUGGAGGUGUUACACAAGCUGUGGUGGAUGCAAUAUAUGAGAAGUGGAAAUCCGCAGAAAUAGUGAGACUAAAAGUAGAGGGCCCUCCUGCGCUAAAUAUGAAGCGAAUGCAUGAGAUUCUCGAGAGGAAAACCGGUGGUCUUGUUAUUUGGAGGUCAGGGACAUCUGCUUCUAUAUAUCGAGGAGUGAGCUAUGAAGUUCCUGGGCGGACUUUAAAGAAAAAUAAAGCUCAGGUUACUGGCGGUUUGUUGCUUGAUCAAAAUAUAAGAAAUCCUGUACAUGAUGAUUCUUAUGGUAAUAAACGACAUCCAGAAGAGAACCUCAUAAAAACUGGUGAUGACAAGAAAGAUCCUGAAUCUUUAAUGGAUGUAAAGUAUGAGGACGAGAUAGACAAGUUAUUAUCUGAUCUUGGGCCCAGAUAUAUGGACUGGCCGGGUGAUAGCCCAUUACCCGUAGAUGCUGAUCUGCUGCCAAAUUUAGUUCCUGGAUACCACCCACCAUUUAGAUUGCUUCCUUACGGAGUCAGACGUACUCUUGGAAUGAAGGAGUCUACAUCAAUAAAAAGGAUUGCUAGAACACUUCCCCCUCAUUUUGCUCUUGGCAGAAGUAGACAACUAGAGGGUUUGGCAGCUGCCAUUGUCAAGUUAUGGGAAAGAAGUUCCAUUGCAAAAGUCGCUCUGAAACGUGGUGUUCAGCUUACGACAAGUGAGAAAAUGGCUGAGGACAUCAAGAGGUUGACUGGAGGAAUUCUCCUUUCUAGGAACAAGGAUUUCCUGGUAUUUUACAGGGGAAAGGACUUCUUAUCGUCAGAUGUCACUGAAGUUUUGUUAGAAAGGGAAAGAUUGGUGAAGGACCUUCAAGAUGAAGAGGAGCUGGCACGGACAAGAGCCUCAGGCGCAUUUAUACCUUCUGCCGAGACUAAAGAAUAUCGUGGAGCUGCUGGUACACUCUCUGAAACUUUGGAUGCAAACACCAAGUGGGGAAAGAAAAUUGACGAUCAUGAGACAGAAAAGGUGCUUAGACAAGCUGAAGUAAUGAGGCAUGCCAACCUGGUCAGGAAGCUAGAAGGGAAGCUUGCUUUUGCUGAACGGAAGCUACUGAAAGCAGAAAAAACCUUGUCAAAAGUGGAAGAGUUCUUGAAACCAGCUGAUCAACAGCAGGAUCCUGAAAGUAUUACUGAUGAAGAGAGAUUCAUGUUUAGAAAGCUUGGUUUGAGGAUGAAAGCAUUUCUACUUCUUGGUAGACGUGGUGUUUUUGAUGGUACAGUUGAGAACAUGCAUUUGCAUUGGAAGUACCGUGAGCUUGUGAAGAUCAUUCUAAAGGCGAAGAAUUUUGAAGAUGUAAAAAACAUUGCUUUAGCACUUGAAGCUGAGAGUGGUGGCAUCUUGGUUUCCGUUGACAAAGUCUCUAAAGGUUAUGCUAUUAUUGUAUUCCGUGGAAAAGCUUAUCAUCGUCCUUCUACACUGAGGCCAAAAAACCUCUUGACUAAGAGGAAGGCUUUAGCGCGUUCCAUUGAGCUGCAAAGGCGUGAGGCUCUUUUGAAGCAUAUCGCACAGUUGCAGCGGAAUGUGGAGAAAUUAAGAUCUGAAAUUGAGCAUAUGGAUAUGAUAGAAGAGAAAGACCAAAAAGAUGCAGAGUUUUAUGACAGUAUAGAUGCUGCUUAUUCUACAGAAGAUGAGGAUAUAGAGGCGGAAGGAGAUGAGGCAUACCUCGCAACCUACAACGACGAGGGUGAUAACGAGCAUGAAACUGAAAGUUUUAGCGAUACUUCUUAUUACUAGAAAUUUCCAGUCAAUAGAAAGAGCAGAAGAAACAACGGUCAAGAGUAGGUAGAACAUGAGACGGUUGGCACAUCUCUGUGAGGCGUGGUGGUCCAUGAGGUGAGUGCGAGAAUGUAAUGUCUCGUGGCGCGUCGAGUUGCAUCACGGAGAGAGCACCUGUAUAUGAUUGUGAAAUUGAAGUAGGGCACUAGAGAUCAUGCAGAUCGGACACAGAAAGAGUGUACAGAGUCAAGCAGCAUAGGAGGGAGCUGAUUACCAGUUUUAUGUUAAUGUAAUUAUCUAAAUAGAUGCUACUAACUAUUUUCACUUUUUAUGCUAUUGUUAGCAAUACUCAUGCAUUUGUAUCAAAGUCAAAAAAAGCCGACAAAAAAACCUAGCGAUGGAGGCUAGGAAAAUCCCUGUUACGGAGAAACCCUAGAGGAAACGAAGGUACCAAAGUCAAGAAACAAGAAUGGUUCAGGCCUACAACCCGAAAGUACUAAGGUCGAUGAUAUCCUCAUCAUCACCGUUAUGUUGGGGAACAUGUCCAUCAUUGUUAGGUUCAUGUGUAGGAACGUCCAUUGCUAUCCCAUGAUGUUCAUUGAAAUUGUUCGUAUUACUUUCCUCUAUUAAGUAGUAAGUUGCUUUUCUUUUGUUGAU
This is a messenger RNA of Beta vulgaris subsp. vulgaris (sugar beet), 3642 nucleotides long. RefSeq names its product CRM-domain containing factor CFM3A, chloroplastic/mitochondrial. Bases 385 to 3003 code for a protein of 872 amino acids. The record is from RefSeq and is a predicted model, not a curated record. Gene Ontology annotation, molecular function: mRNA binding. NCBI's taxonomy places the organism in Eukaryota, Viridiplantae, Streptophyta, Magnoliopsida, Caryophyllales, Amaranthaceae. The transcript is spliced from 11 exons. Gene Ontology annotation, biological process: RNA splicing, via transesterification reactions.